This is a messenger RNA of Nematostella vectensis (starlet sea anemone), 1895 nucleotides long. RefSeq names its product lactadherin-like. The transcript is spliced from 9 exons. Bases 79 to 1836 code for a protein of 585 amino acids. Lineage: Eukaryota; Metazoa; Cnidaria; Anthozoa; Actiniaria; Edwardsiidae. The record is from RefSeq and is a predicted model, not a curated record.
GGUGACUGGUUCGGAGACGCGGCUUCUCGAAUUACACUGUAAAUAAUAUUGCGUGACUUUGAAUUAACUUGAUUACGCAUGCCGAUAGCGACGAGACAUGAUCGUCUGGUAAAGAUGGCGGUGCAAGCACUCUUUUUCUAUUUCCGGGUAGCUUUCGCCAUCCUUCUGCUACAAACAAUCACAGUUCUUUCAGUUUGUGCGGAAGCUGGUUGCUCCAGUCAAGCGGUUGGCAUUAGCGAUAGUCACGUGAUACCUGAUAACAGAUUUUCAGCUUCAAGUGAAUACACCCCUAAUUAUGGAGCACGCUAUGCUCGACUUAACGGUUCGCCUGGAUGGUGUCGCAAAGGAAGUGAUACUAGCGGCUAUCUCCAGAUCGACCUCAACUCCGUGUUCGUGGUGUGCGCUGUGGCUACACAGGGAAACGGGCUUGUCGGCAAAAAUGAGUGGGUGACUUCAUACAAAGUUGGGUUUUCCAUGGAAAACAAAGCAUGGUCCACAUAUCAAGAGAGUGCUGGGGUUGACAAGGUAUUCACUGGUAACACGGACGGAACGACAGUCGUCAAAAACACCCUCGCGGUUCCCACCAUGGCGCGGUUCAUCCGGUUUGUACCCCUUACUUGUCGAAGUGAUCCGACGAUGCGGGUGGAGGCGUAUGGUACUAGGCCCGACGUGUGCAAGUCGUCGCUUGGUCUGAUUGAUGACGCCAUCCCAGACUCAGCAAUGUCGGCGUCAUCGGGUUCAGCGUCGGCUGGCCGUCUGUAUGGCGGCUCAUCUUGGUGCAGUACGUCAUCGUCCGUCUCUGAGUACCUUCAGGUUGACCUGGGAGGGGUGAGGACGGUCUUAGGAGUAGCCACACAGGGGUCCCCUGGGGAGGAAAAGUGGGUCAAGACUUAUAACCUUCAGUACAGUGGUGAUGGGACGAGAUGGCUGACUUAUGAUGCCGCCACCAGCAAAGACUUCAGCUUCACGGGUAACGUCAACAAGAAUCUUGCGAUGAUCAACUGGCUCAGUCAUCCAAUCAGAGCACGCUACGUCAGAAUCAAGCCGCUGACCUGGAAUAGCGCAAUCUGUUUACGAGCAGACCUGUUUGGAGACAUCGAAUGCUCGUGUGAGAGUCUGGCUCUAGGACUCGGUGACAAUCGCGUACCUAGCGCAAGUAUCACCGCCUCAUCAAACAACGCAAAUGCCGUACGCGCAAGACUGGGCACUACAAGCGGUGCAUGGUGUGCGGGCUCAGGUGACGUCUCGCCAUACCUGCAGGUGGAUCUUGGAUCAAGUCACAUGAUCUGCGCCGUAGCUACACAAGGAGAUCCGUCCGCUGACCAGUGGGUACAGACUUAUCGGAUUAAUUACUCGGAUGAUGGAGCGAACUGGACAAAUUAUAGAGAAAAUAACACCACUAGGAAGUUCAACGGUAAUUACGACAGAAACUCGAUCGUGCGUCAAGUACUGUACCAAGCCCCCGCCGCCAGAUACGUCCGCGUGGUGCCAAUUUCGGAGACUGGGUCAAAGUGUCUACGGUUGGAGCUGUACGGUCACCGACUAGGAUCAGCAAUUCAUGGUAUUGUAGCGCCUACUAUCCCUGGUACGCAAGACUACAAACAUCAAAGGCUUGGGGACCAAAAAUUGCCGAUAGAGACAAUACAUAUCUCCAAGUUGACCUGGGAGGUCUGUGGCGCGUGUGCUCUGUGGCCUCUCAAGGGACGGCCUACAGCCACUCGGAGUGGACCAAGCAGUACGCUAUCGCGCAUUCUGUCAAUAAUAUCAGUUGGACGCCAUACAAUGAGUCUGGUGUACAGAGGGUGUUUACUGGAAAUGUUGACAAAUCAAAUGUAGUGGUAAGACUGCUCGCUCAUCCGCCACUGGCCAGAUUCAUUCGGUUUGUUCCAAGGGCA